AUGCCAAGCUCUCGUACUAGCGGGCCAACACCCACACUGCAGGAGAAAAAAUCCCCUCCGCAGACGACAUCCUCUUGUCGUGUCUGCUACGCCUGUUCUUGCAAGGCCUCCAAAAAAGAGAGGCAACAGGGGAUACAACAACAGCAGCAACCAGUGAAGCACCUGUCGCUUGUCCGGCGUAAACAGUCUGUUCUCACGGCCAAAAUCACGCCUUACAUGAAGGCACCUAUUGGUAAGUUCCUCAUUCUAUUCUUUGCCUACUGCAUGUAUGCCUUUAUCGGUUUCAGCAAACAGUGCAAAGUCCGAAAGUACCGCAGCGCCGACCGCAGAGGUGCAAUCGCCAGUCCCGUCACGGAGGUCCUCAAGGGAAGUCCCGUUGGAAGCCCCAGCUGCUGCAUCAACUCCCCCAGUUUCAGUGCCAUUGAAAGAUGUGAACGGCCGCGUUAUUGAACCUCAAGCUCAAUGCAACAGCUGGAAGCAAAGCAGGCGCGUGCCCGAACUCUGCGCCAGCGUCAUCUUCUGGAGCGCUCAAACAGAGUUCGAGAAUUGAGUAAAAAGGUCGAGGAGGUUCGAAUGCAAAAGCGUCUUCUGCUUCAGCAGAGACGGGCCUAUCUGGAGGAGAGAUUACACGUCGCAGAACUGAAACGCCGGGCGCAACUAGACCGCCGUGUUCUCAAAGCACACGAUGAGGAGAUCAAGGGCCGCGAGAUUGCCUUCAUUCAGAGUCUUGAGGCCGAACAAAAGCAGCAUACUAUAUUUACGAAACACGAGAUAUCGCGCGCUCGCCUAGAAGAACGGGCUGAAGAGAGACGGCGUCGUUUAGAGGAGAAGGCAGAAAAGGAGGAAGCUGCCAAGAUCCGACGACGACAGCUGGAGGCUAUACGACUAGCCAAGCUGGAUGCCCUUCAGGCCCGUUGGGUGAUUAGGGCUCAGGAGAUGGAGUCGCGUGCCGAGAAGACGGAGUUAAUGCGCCGAGCCGCAGCUCGCGCCAAGGAGCACAAUCGGGAACUGAAGUUGUCCAACCUCGAGAACCAGCAGAGAGUACACAUUGAGGAGCUACGCAGCAAGAUCGAACGCAAGGUAAUCCCCCGCCCCCCCUUUCCUAAUUGCUGGCAGUUUUGA
This is a messenger RNA of Dibothriocephalus latus, 1122 nucleotides long. NCBI's taxonomy places the organism in Eukaryota, Metazoa, Platyhelminthes, Cestoda, Diphyllobothriidea, Diphyllobothriidae. The record is from the annotation of a GenBank genome assembly.